Messenger RNA from Haplochromis burtoni (Burton's mouthbrooder), 868 nucleotides. It is a transcript of the gene h3f3d, whose product is annotated as H3 histone, family 3D. The transcript has 4 exons. Gene Ontology annotation, cellular component: nucleosome. Gene Ontology annotation, molecular function: structural constituent of chromatin; DNA binding; protein heterodimerization activity. NCBI's taxonomy places the organism in Eukaryota, Metazoa, Chordata, Actinopteri, Cichliformes, Cichlidae. The record is from RefSeq and is a predicted model, not a curated record. The coding region runs from base 124 to 534 and encodes 136 amino acids.
GCUCCGCUUAAUCUAUAAAUACCACCUCCUCAGCCUUCGGGGCAACAUAGAGAAGUGACUAACAAGGAGGAGGCAUUAAAUUUCCCUGAACAACGAAAGUAAUCCGAGACUUGCAGGUGAGAAAUGGCUCGUACAAAGCAGACUGCUCGUAAAUCCACAGGAGGAAAGGCUCCUAGGAAGCAGCUGGCCACUAAAGCAGCCAGGAAAAGCGCGCCAUCUACUGGUGGAGUGAAGAAACCCCACAGAUACAGGCCCGGUACUGUUGCUCUGCGUGAGAUCCGUCGGUACCAGAAGUCCACUGAGCUGCUCAUCAGGAAGCUGCCUUUCCAGCGUCUGGUCAGGGAAAUCGCUCAAGACUUCAAGACGGAUCUUCGUUUCCAGAGUGCAGCCAUUGGUGCUCUCCAGGAAGCCAGCGAGGCCUACUUGGUCGGCCUGUUUGAGGACACCAACCUGUGUGCCAUUCACGCAAAGAGGGUCACCAUCAUGCCCAAGGACAUUCAGCUGGCCAGGCGAAUUAGAGGGGAGAGAGCAUAAAUGCUUUUGGAUUUUUAUCUUUUUAUUGGGUUGGGGGUGGGUGGGGGACUGACUGGGGUUUGUUUUGUAAAUCUUGAACUAUUUACCAGCAUGUGUGCCACCUUAAGUGAUUUGUAGUUUGAGGCAUGUUUUUUGUAUUUCCAUUUCACACACUCUUCCUUCAGCUGUCCUGUUUGCUGUAGAGUAGUGCUUGAUAUCUGUAACUCCUAAAGCAGAAUAUCUCACUUCCUUCCUCAGGUCUGCAAAUGUAUUUUAGGGUCUGUAUCUUUUUAAUCCUGUGUGUGCAUGUCAUAGGAUUUCUCAUUGUGCUGUAAAUAAACUUUCCGCUACCUCA